Messenger RNA from Aquila chrysaetos chrysaetos, 8105 nucleotides. RefSeq names its product lymphocyte antigen 75 (gene LY75). The record is from RefSeq and is a predicted model, not a curated record. The coding region runs from base 293 to 5446 and encodes 1717 amino acids. The transcript has 35 exons. Gene Ontology annotation, molecular function: signaling receptor activity. NCBI's taxonomy places the organism in Eukaryota, Metazoa, Chordata, Aves, Accipitriformes, Accipitridae.
CUUAGAAGGAGGAGCGAAAAAGGGAGGAAAAAAACCCCCCAAACCUUCCUCCCGGAGCACUCGCUUCGCCUGGGGCGUCGCGAAAGCCGGCCGCUGCCCCGCCGCCCCCGGGUGCCAGGUUCCCGGUGCCCGGGGUGCCGGGGGCCGAGCCGGGGCAGCGCCGGGCCGGCGGCGCGGAGCGGAGCGGUGGGAGGGAGGCGGGUCUUUGGCCUCUUACCUGGAGAGGAGAAAUAACCCGAACUCAGGCAGGUCCCCCGCCGGGCGUCAAGCCGUCGUUUUUAUUCGCUGCUUUAUGCGCAGAGAGGGAGAGGCAGGAGGCUUACCCAGCCUUUCAGAAGGCAAUGAUGCUUUUACCAUUCGCCAUGACACACUGAGCAAGUGUAUACAAGUUAAAAACUCACGGAUAGUGAUAGAUGACUGCAAGGACACAAGUGAAGCUUUAUGGAAAUGGGUAUCCCAGAAUCGCCUCUUUCAUUUGGGGUCCAAGCAGUGCCUGGGACUUGAUAUAUUCACCAAAUCACUGUCUCGCCUGAAAAUGGUUGAUUGUAACUCAGUACUAAUGCUGUGGUGGCGAUGUGCUGAUGCUUCUAUCCUUGGUGCAUCUCAGUACAAAGUGACUAUCAAGAGUACCUAUGUAACUGCAAGCAUAAAUGCAACAGACCAGUGGAGAAGCAACAGUUCCUCCAAUGAUAUAUGUCAGUAUCCUUACCAUGAGGUUUAUACCAAAGAUGGGAACUCGUAUGGAAAACCCUGUGAGUUCCCCUUUCUGUAUAAUAAGACGUGGCAUCAUGACUGCAUUCAGGAUGAAACGCAUACGGGUGGGAAAUGGUGUGCCACAUCUGAAGAUUAUACUCAUGAUGGAAAAUGGGGAAUCUGCUUACAACCAGAGGAUGGUUGUCAUGAUAUCUGGGAACGUGAUCCGGGGUCUGAAAGCUGCUACCAGUUUAGUACGCAGUCUGCUCUUUCUUGGAAGGAAGCUUAUAUUUCAUGUCAAAGGCAAGGGGGAGAUUUACUUAGCAUCCAAGAUGCAUCUGAAUUAAGUUACAUACAAGCUAAGGAUGGCGUUGCUGAGAUCUUUUGGAUUGGCUUAAAUCAACUGGACGUUUCUGGAGGUUGGCAGUGGUCAGAUCACAAACCUUUGAAUUUUCUCAACUGGCAUCCAGAUAUGCAGAGUUUGUCCCCACUGGAUGGGACUAGCUGUGUGGUGAUGAAUGCUGCCUCAGGUCAGUGGCAGAGUUACCAUUGUGGGACUCCACUUCCAUAUAUUUGCAAAAAGUCACUCAAUGAAGUUUCAAGCCUUCCAGAGUUUUGGAGACACUUGGAUACUCGCUGUGAUUCAGGCUGGGUUCCCCACAAUGGUUUUUGCUACAUGCUGAUAAACAACCAGGCACCUUGGAGUACAGCAGAUGAGUUGUGCAAAGCAAAUAAGAGUAACCUCAUCAGCAUACACUCAUUAGCAGAUGUCGAACUGGUUGUUACAACGCUUCAUAAUGAUGCUAAAGAAGAAAUGUGGAUGGGUCUCAGGAAUGAAGAUGUACCAACCUUGUUCAAAUGGUCAGAUCACUCAGCUGUGGUUUUUACAUAUUGGGAUCAGAAUGAACCAAAAGUUCCUUUUAACAGCACUCCUAACUGUGUGUCAUAUUCAGGCGAGUUGGGACAGUGGAGAGUCAAAUCCUGUGAAGAAAAAUUGAAAUAUGUGUGCAAGAAAAAAGGAGAGAUUUUGAAUGAAACGAAAUCAGAUAGAAGUUGUUCACUGGAAGAGGGAUGGGAGAGACAUGGAAACUACUGUUACAAGAUUUAUAAAACAGAAGUUUCAUUUGGAGCACAGUGCAAUCUUACAGUGAUGAACAGAUUUGAGCAAGAGUUUAUAAACAGUCUAAUUAGAAAACACACCAAAGUUGAAGAAAAAUACUUCUGGACUGGUUUGCAGGAUAUUAGCCAAUCAGGAAUAUAUUCCUGGGGUACAGUGGAUGGGGAAAAAACUGAAGCCGUGACAUACACUAACUGGAAUUCCUUGCAACCAGCGUUUUCAGGAGGAUGUGUGGCCAUGCCCAGUGGAAGUUCUCUUGGAAAGUGGGAAACUAAGGACUGUAAAACCACUAAAGCAUUUUCUGUCUGCAAAAAAUACAUCGGGCUGCCCAAGGAGCCAGAAGUGCUCCCAAAGCCAACUGAUCCCUGUCCGCCUGGGUGGCACAAUGGAUCCGGCCUUGCCUGCUACAAGUUCUUCCACAGUGAAAGAGUGCUGCGAACCAGGACCUGGGAAGAGGCAGAAAGGUUCUGUGAAGCACUUGGAGGCCAUCUGCCUAGUUUUAGUCACUCAGAAGAAAUCAAGGCACUUCAUUCUAUCCUGAGAAAAAUAAUCAGCAAUGACAGAUGGGUAUGGAUUGGAAUGAAUAAAAGGAGUCCCGAUUCUUUGGGAACCUGGCAAUGGAGUGAUGAUAAACCCGUAACUAGUGUUGUUAUGCCACUUGAUUAUCUGGAAGAUGAAUAUGAUACAAGAGACUGUGCUGCAUUAAAGACCUCUCAGUUUUCACGGAGAUCAUUUUGGAGAUUUUAUUUCCAUGAAGGCAGAGACAUGGAAUUUUACUUCAAGCCUUUUGAUUGUGAAGCUAAGCUUGAAUGGGUCUGCCAGAUAACAAAAGGUAGCACUCCAAAGACUCCUGAGUGGUAUAUACCAGAUGAAAUUGGAAUUCAUGGAGCCCCACUUGUAGUUGAUGGAGCAGAGCUGUGGUUUGUACCAGAUAAAAACCUGACCUUCCAAGAAGCUAUUUUCUACUGUCAAAAAAAUGAUAGUGAUUUAGCCUCUGUGGAGUCUUAUCCAAAACUCAGGACAAUACUGUCUCAAAUAGAAAAGUUAUCAAACAGCGAACAGAAGUGGUGGCUGAAGUUUAUUGAUUAUGGUUACAGCUAUCAUUCACCUUUACAGUUAUUUUCACGCUUCCAUGAUCGAUUCCUGAGAGAUUGCUGGUAUGUUUCUAGAAAGAACUGGUAUAGAGACUACCCAGUGAACUGUAACGUGAAACUGCCCUUCAUCUGUGAAAAAAAAAAUGCCUCCUUACUAGAGAAACAUGAUCCCAGUUACCGCCCUGUCAGAGGAGGUUGCCCUAAAGGUUGGCAUCAGUUCCGGAGUAAGUGUUUUCUAAAGAUGAAACCUGAAUAUUUAACAUUUAAUGCAGCUAAUGAAAAGUGUGUAACUUUUGGAGGCUCUCUUCCAUCUAUCUCAAAUCAAGCUGAGCAAGAUUAUAUAACCUCCUUGCUUCCUGGUAUGCCAAAAGAUAUUUGGAUUGGUUUGCAGUUUCUGUUCAGCACAAGGGAAAACAAAUGGAUAGAUGAGAGUAGACUGUUGUAUAGUAACUUUCACCCACUCCUGACAGGAAGAUUAAGGAAAAUUCCACUCGACCUUUUUGAUGAAGAAUUUAACAAUCAGUGCGGUGUAAUCCUUAAUGAUCCCAAAUCACAGUAUGUUGGAACAUGGAAUUUCACUGCUUGUGCUGACAGGCACUUCUUGGGUAUAUGCCAGCGGCCUAUAGGAGAUGCUGAUAACCAGACAGAGCAAGUCCUUAAUGAAACAUUGAGCUAUCAAAAUGUUCAAUACAUGGUAAUUCUGAAGAAUUUGUCCUGGGAUGAUGCAAUGGCUGCAUGCAUAAAUAACAAGAUGCAGCUGGUUAGCAUCACAGAUCAGUUCCAGCAGGCUUUUCUUGCUGUUCAGGCUGCCCUUCGUAAUUACCCACUGUGGAUUGGACUCUUCAGCCGAGAUGGUGGAAAACACUAUGGCUGGCUGGAUGGGAAACAUGUUAGUUUUAGUCGCUGGUCUGAAGAUCAUGAAGAAACAAGCGAAGAAUGUGUGUUUUUGGAUACUGAUGGCUUCUGGAAAACUUCUGACUGUUCCUCUGAAAAUCGAGGUGCUAUUUGCUAUGCAUCAGAAAAGAAGAUUGAAAAAGAACAAGUUACACAAGUUAAGUGCCCACAUAAGAUUAAAAAUACACCCUGGAUAUCAUUUAGAAACAAUUGUUACACUUUUAUGAUAACAAAAAAUAGAUGGAGAGAACUGAAGUCUCAAGAAGCUCAUCAUUUAUGCAAGAAAAUGAACCCAGAAGCAUUUGUUCUGAGCAUUCGAGAUGAAGAAGAGAAUAACUUUGUUACUGAGCAGCUUCGUUCAUUCAGCGGUCUGGCUAUGUGGGUCUGGCUGGGUGUGAUUUAUGAUGACAGUGAUAAAGUUCUCAAGUGGUAUGAUGAAACUCAUCUGACUUACAAUAACUGGAGGCUGGGAAGACCUAACAUAAAGAAGAACAGUUUUUUUGCUGGUGUCAAUCUUGAUGGAUUUUGGGAUAUUUACAAUUAUUCUCAAAGCUGGCAUGCUCAUCACUAUAAUGUGUACAGUAUACUAGCCUGUAAAAUUGAAAGGGGACCCCAACAGCUCAAGCCUCUGUUGCCUGAGUCUAUUCCACAUGGAAACAGAACAUACAGGAUCCUUCAGAAAAAGUUAACAUGGUAUGAGGCAUUGAGAGAAUGCAAACAAAAUAGGAAUGAUUUAGCAAGUGUACACAGUGAAUCACAACAGUUAUUUCUAGAAGAUAUUGUCAAGCAGGAUGGCUAUCCUCUGUGGCUUGGGUUGUCAAUUCAUGAUGGAAGUAAAGCUAAUUUUGAAUGGUCAGAUGGAAGCGACUUCGACUACUAUCCUUGGGAAUUAGAAAAUUCAAAUACUACUGAGAACUGCGUUCUCUUGGAUACUAAAGGAUCUUGGAACCGUACAAAAUGUACAAAUGUUGCUGAAGGUGCCAUUUGCUAUAGCCCUCCAAACAAGAGACAAUUACAGUCAAAGCAAGUGAGCAGAGCCCCGGGAUGCCCGCAGAUCAGUGGUACCCUAAAGUGGAUACAGUAUAAGGAUCAUUGUUAUGCAUUUGAUAUGGCGUUCUACAAUUUUUCAGUAUAUAAUGUGGAAGAUGCUAAGAAAGUCUGCCAGAAACUGAAUCCUUCAGCAACCCUUCUGACUAUAGUGGAUGCUGAAGAAAAUGCAUUUGUGAGCACACACAUAAAGGAAAAUGAUCUCAUCACCAAGAAUGUAUGGCUUGGCCUGGCUCAGAGCUCUAAGGAUCAGUCCCUGAACUGGCUCGAUGGCUCAUCAGUUAAUUAUGUCAACUGGGAAAAUAAAACUGCAGCAGUCAAUGAAAAAUGCAGUGUUAUCCUGUCCACAACUGGCACAUGGUCCAGAGUUGACUGCAGUCGUAGUCAAAGCAGAGUGGUUUGUAAAGCUCCUCUAGGUUCUAAUCAUACCGGUGUGGCUGUAGCAUUUGCCCUGCUAAUAAUCUUAGUCUUGAUUGUUGGAUUAGUAUGGUAUCUCUAUAAAAAGAAGCGUCUUCACUGGAGUGCCUUCUCUUCAGUACGCUAUCAAAGAGGGAUGAACGAUGAUGAAACUGAUGAUGUGUUGACAAAGGAUAGCUAUUGAGAAACUGUUCCUUCUGGGCAAUUUCCCAUGAACUUCACUGUGUGAAGCCAUAAGGAAUGAACUACUUGAUGUUUUAUUACUUCAUUUUGGAAAAGUAAUAAGAAGGUUAUUAAUGGGGGCUAAAUUUUGUUCUUUUAUACAAGUGCAAUUUUUAUUCAAGUCCAUGGUAAUUAUUUACAUUUGGCCUCAGCCAUUUAAGGUGCAAGGUUUCUAGAGUUCUGUGAUAUUUUUUAAUUUAGUAUUUUCUCUCUUUCCUGGAAAGUGUUUUAAUGGAAUAAUUAAUGCCAAUAGUACUUCAUGCAACAUCACCUUAACAAAUGUACUUAAAAUUGCUACAUGAAUUCUGUAAGUUUGUACAAUUACCCAUCAAUAACUUCAUGCUAAAUGAUGUACCAUUUUGAUAUGCUGUAAAGGUUUUGCUGCUAGCAUUGGGUUACCCUGUAGAAGCAACUUUUGUAAUAAGCAGUUAUAAAUUUUGAUAUAGCAGGGGAGAAGGGAGUUACCAGACAACUAAGUGUUCAUUCCCAUCCAACUAAAAUUUAAAUUUUCUUGUUAUAGUGGAAGAAGAUCAUAUUGUGAUUUGCCCCCCACAAAGACAGACAAAAAAUACCAUGUUAUAGUGGUGAGAGAAUAAUCUUCCUUAGGCUGUAGAAUGUACACUUUGAAUAAAGAGUUAUAGGGAAUACCUUGUGCUAAAGCCAUACGAUCUAGGAGUAAGUUAAAUAAACAUAGAAUAUUUGAAGCCUGAGACUGGCAAGAUGGCAGAUCACUACUCUUAUCCCCUGAAGGUGGUAGUGGGGCUAACAAAAAUACCCACUAAGGGCUAACUGCAAACACAAGCAGAACUCAAGAUAUAAUAAAAGCCUUAGCCCUGUAAAAGCAAAGGCAUGAAUGUUAUGUUUUAUCCUGUGAUAUAACUGCUCUUUAAGUAAAUGGUUCAAUUUCUUUUCACAGCUCCUUUCACAAAGUUUUGAAAGCACAAAUAGCAGGAAUGUUUACGGUGAAAAUCAGUAUCUGGACCUAAGCAUUAAUUAAACAAGAUUCUAAAAACCUGCACUUGGAGUAGUAUUUAGAGAAUUAUGUACCACAUUCUAUCAUACAUCUUCAAGCUACUCUGAAGUUAGACUUCAGUGAUUUUCUUGUAGAUCAAAACACAGAAAAGUCAUGCUCUGUUUUAUGAUCUGUUACACUGUGACACCCAAGGACAGGAGUGUUGUAGUGACAGUGUUCCUUGUUCUGUAAUGAGAUCCUCCUGACACUUACUUCCCCUAAUACUCUUAUUUAUACUGGGAUUAAAUGCCUAACAUUAUAGGUGAAAUAUGUCAUCUGUCCAAGAAACAAGAUAAAGGUAUAUCUAAGGAAAGAGUAAGAAAGAACGUAUGGUGAAUAAACUUGUGUACAUAAAUGGUAAAAAUACUGGGGUAUUUUACAUAAAACUUUAAACUUGAUUUUUGUAUGUGAUGUGUUACUGUGGCCUUUUCUAUGCACUCCAAAGCAAGCUAUAAAGGGAAAAAGGGAAGACAUAAUUGUAUAUAUUAAUUACUCUAAUGAUUUGAUGAUUUAAUGUUUUGAGAAAGUCUUUAGCCUUUUCUAAUGCACAAUACAAAGAACAGGCGCAUUUACUUUUAUGAAGGAGGAUAUGUGAAAGACCAAAUCCAUUCCCCAUGUAAUGGUGGUAUGAUACAGUAAAUAGGAAUACAUUUGGUCUGACAUGCUGAGAAAAGUACUACUGAUUUCUCUGAAGCAACGGUGUGAGGUCAUGAUGUUCAACUGCCUUCCCUCCCCCGCUCCCCCGCAGUUUACUUAUGUUGAUGGCACUUUUCUUUGUUCCUGUUUGCACUAUUUUGAUAAGCAAGUGUUUAUCAUUUGUAUUGAUAAAUAGGGAACUUCUUGUAGAUAGCGCUUUAGAGCCUGUUAAAACAGCAGCCUGAAGGGGCACAGUCAAGGAGCCAUUGUGUUAGUUUGCUGAUCAAAAAAGUAAGCACUUUUGUUGUUUGUUUGGUACUUUAGGCACAAUUGUGAACAUUUUCUUUCUUCUUUCUUGAGGUAACUUGUAGAAAAAGUAGUUACAUUGCUAGUUACUAUGUAAUGAAAAUAACCCUCACCCCCUCCCCCCCGGCUUCUUAAACUUGCCCUGGUAUGAGAAGUGUUUGAAGUGUUAACAAAGCCUGGUUCCUGUCAUCUUCUGGGUUAGCUUAUAUGCCUAAGUGCUUUGCCAAAUGACUUCUAACUUAAUGGACUAAAAAAAAGUGUUUGUUAUUGUCCUUUCCUAACAACAGUAAUAAGUGGGGAAAAAUAUUUACAGAUUCUCAUGUUUUGAGAUUUACUAGUUUUAUAGAUGUUUAUACUCUGAGCAUUUUUAGGUGUGAAUCUGAAAUGGAAAAUGGAAAUUAGUAGUAAAAUCCUAAUUCUCCAACACACACGAAUAUAUACUUUUUAUAAAAAAAUUGUAUAUUUUAUUCUUAUGAAUGAUGUAAAUAAUUUUUAAGGCCCUUUUUCUCAUGUUUGUUUCAUCAUACCCAAGUUGUCUAAUCACUGGUAAUUCUUAUUUGAGUAAGCACAACUGCCUUAGUGCAGGUGAAUAACCCACUUUGAAAUACACAGAAAGAUUAUUUAGCAGUAUUGUUAUUGAAAGAAUAAAGUUAAAUAAAACACUAAA